AUGAGCGUGCCGAAAGGGCAUUGGUUUCAUUACGUGUCGGUGGCGGGCAACUUGCAUCCCUUGGAGAGCUUGGUGGUGUAUGCUCUUGGCCUCGGCAUUUGGAUGGCACCACCCGAGUUGAAGACGCUCUUCUACACGAAUUGCUGGGUGCAGGCGGCCUUGUUUCUGCCAUUUGUUCAGUUGCCGGUGGCCCUGACCGGUCACAUGGCCUAUGUUGACAUUGCCUGGCCCAGUGGACUGGUGGCCAUUGCACUGGUGGCAUUUCUCAAUGGGUCUGGCUUCUGGCCACGGCGCUGGUUGAUGUCUGCUUGCUACCUCUUGCAUGGUGGCCGCAUGGCCCUGGGCGCCCUGGUGAUGUUUGGCCAGUCGACCAACUUCACCUACCGCUUCGCCGAAGACUUGCCUCGCUAUCGCUAUGCGAAGCACAAGUGGUCCCAGAUCGACGGCAUGCCGGAAAGCCAUUGGUGGCUAAAGAUGCAGCAAGAAACCUUGGGCCAGGGCUUCUCCAAUUCCGUGUUGCUGUGCGUGCCCGCCUUCCUGACCGUCAGCAACCCGGCGGAAGGUCUACAUCUCUUGGAGUGGAUGGGACUGGGCAUCUGGCUGGGUGGAUGGAUGUUCGAAAGUGCUGCAGACCUCCAGAAGAUCUCCUUCAUGGAGGAGCAACAACGCCUUCGCCGUGAAGGUCUGAAUCCGGGAUCCCCGGCCACCUUGGGCCUGGCACCCUGUGACAGGUACUUCUUGUGGACGCUUUGUCGUCAUCCGAACUAUUUUGGUGAAUGGACGGCGUGGCUGGGCCUGGCCAUCGCGGCGUUGCCCUCUUUGACUUCGGAGCCUUUGCAGGGUCAUGUGCUGGCGAGGCGGCGCCUCAACUUCAGGUCGGCGAAGUCCUUGUCGCUUCCGCUGCUCCCGCUCAGUGCCGAUGAAGCGAAGCCCGAAAGAACAUCCCAAGUGCGAGCUUUGCAUGCAGACACCCUCGUGGUAGAAGCAUGCCAAGCCCCUGCGGCGCCCGAAGCGCUGCUGGGCCGCGCGCGCCUCGUGCGGAACGUGUUCGCUGCGCUCGUGGCGUGCUUCAUGGGUGCCACCGACGGCUUGUCCCUAGGUGGCUUGCUCUUUCCUUCCUCUCCCACCUAUCCGAAUCACGACUAUCAAGCUUUGGGCAUGUCGAUCGGUCUCCUGACCACGCUGGUGGCGAAUGCUGGAAGCUUAAUGGGCUCCGAAAUCAAGUUCGGCGUGGCUGGUGCCAGCAUUCCCACGGUGAUCAUCCUGGCGGAGUAUUUCAAGACGUUGGGCCCAGCCAAAUGCGCCACGAUCUAUACCAUGGCAGCCAUUUGCACCGUGCUGAUCGGCGGCUGCGUUUGGCUGGUAGGACAUUUGAGAUUGGCUCGCCUCGUGAAGGCCUGUCCCUUCGUGAUCUACGGAGGCUUCAUGGCCGGCACCGGCGCCGUGCUGUUGCAGUAUGCCCUGAACCUGAUGACUCCAGGCUUUGCAAGCUUGGUGGAGCUUGGGAGCUACACGUGCUUGUUCGAGCUCAAGUGCUUGCACGAAUGGCUUCCGGGCUGCCUGGCAGGCAUCGGCAUGUUUACGCUCCGAGCGCGCAAUGUGAAGCUGCCCUACAUCUCCCAGGACCUUUUGAUUCCGAGCAUUCUCUUGGCAGAGGCUGGUGUGUUCUUUCUCUGGAUGCUGGUGUCGGGCACCGGCCUGGAAGCCGCCCGCGGCCAGGGGCUCCUCUUCCCGGUGCAGAUGCCCCAACAUCCCGUGUUUUACCGCAUUUGGACACAACACUGGCAGUCGGAGCCGGUGGAUUGGCAAGAGUUUCUCUCUCCGACCUUCUGGCUGACGGUGGUGAAUGCAGCCUGCAUCUCAGCCCUGACGGCCGUCAUGAACAUAUUCGGCACGGCGUCCUCCACGCAGAUUCGUGUGGAUAUUGACCAAGAAAUGAUGCUUCAUGGCAUCUACAACAUGGGCAGUGGCCUGCUCUCUGGACUGAGCGCCAACAUGGUGAUGUCUUUCAGCAUUACCUGCCGAACACUGGGGGCCGACGGCCAACAGUUCCAGAUUCUGCUCUUCAUUUUUUCGUGUCUGGUCUUCGUGAGUGGCGACUACGUGGUGGCAGUGCUUCCCAAGCUCCUUCCUGGCUCGGUUUUGGUUUGGCUCAGCUUGGAGCUGAUGGCGUUCUGGGUGUGGGACUCUCUUCGCUUCCUGCGAGCCUAUGAGUAUUGCUUGGUCUGGGUGAUGAUUCUGAUGUACGUGAUUCUGGGCACCGCUCCCAUGAUGCUCUUCGGCUUCAUCUCGGUGGCGGGCAUCGUCCAGGCGCAGCUGGCCACCAUCCCGGUGCUCGGCUCGCGGCAGACGCUCGGCAAGCUCCGCAGCCCCAGGCUUCACACCACGUGCGACCGGGAGUACCUCAACCGGGUGGGUUCGCAGGCGGAGGUUUGGAGGUUGCGCACGGCCUAUCUCUACUUCGCCUCGAUGCGACAGAUCGUCCAAGCGCUGGAGCACUUCAGCCAGCAGCGCCACGUUUCUUAUCGACGACAUCCGAGCGCCGGCGCGGACGAUUUUCCGUUGGAUUUGCCGGAGUUCUCCUUCAGCCACGUGGUGAGCUGUGAAGCGAGAGCACAUCCCGAGUACAUCAUCUUGGACCUGGAGCUGGUGAGUCAAAUGGAAUCCACCGCCAUCAGUGCCUUUCAGGAGGUCUUGAGCGUGGCCAAUGAGCUGGGAUGUUCGUUGAUCUUGGCGAAUGUGGAUGAAAGCGUCUAUCUGCAGAUGCGAAGCUUCGGUCUGCCCAUCUUGGACCUCCAGGAUCAGAUUCCAACAGAUGCUUCUGCCCUCCUGAUGGCCAACACCGUGGAAGAUGCCCUGGAGAUGGUGGAGGACGCCUUCCUGCGGAAGUACCAACCGGCGCCGGGCCACUGCCGAGGCCACACGCACUUCGGCAUCCGGUCGAAGUUGGCCAGCAGUGUGAAUCCGUGCUCGCCGCUCUUCGGUGUUUGGCUGGACUUCCAUGUUUGGUUGGAGUCAUCUUACGAAAGCUACAAGCCUGAGCUGCUAGCACAGUUGGAACCCUUUCUGGAAAUUCGCCACCUAAAGCAGAACGACCUCUUGUACGAAGCACCCCAUUUCCGCCACUCGCAUGGUGCGCAAGGUGCCUGGAUGACGGAGGCUGCUGAGUGCCGGGUGCCAUUAGUCUGGCUGCUCCAGGGUGGAGUGGACCAUCUCUGGAAUCCGCACAGCGAGACCGAACAGUCCGUGAGGGCGUUUCAAGACAUGCACCGCCUGACACCGAAAAGGCCCUUCGAGAAGGCACGCAUCACCGAAACCACCGGCUCCUGGUGUGCCGGACCCUUCAGCACCAUGAGGGCCUUCUUGGCGCAAACGGCGCACCCUGGCACACUUAUCGCCACCGAUGCCAGCACAGUAGCCAUUUUGCGGCAAGAGAAGUACGAUGAACUCUCCACAGACCUUCGGAAAAUGCUGAACGCUUAUCUUCUUCGGCAGUGGCCCAUCUACGUGAGAACGUGA
This is a messenger RNA of Durusdinium trenchii, 3519 nucleotides long. The record is from the annotation of a GenBank genome assembly. NCBI's taxonomy places the organism in Eukaryota, Dinophyceae, Suessiales, Symbiodiniaceae.